Lolium rigidum is the source of this 4119-nucleotide messenger RNA. Its product is annotated as BRCT domain-containing protein At4g02110-like. NCBI's taxonomy places the organism in Eukaryota, Viridiplantae, Streptophyta, Magnoliopsida, Poales, Poaceae. The record is from RefSeq and is a predicted model, not a curated record.
AUGUCUUCGCCGGACGACGACGACCGCAACCUCUUCGCCGGCGUCCGCUUCCUCCUCCUCGGCUUCGACAGCGUCUCCGAGUCCCAGUACCGGGCGGAGAUGGUCCGGCGCGGCGGCGCCGACGCCGGGCGGCUCGGCGGCGGCUGCACCCACGUCGUCGCCUGCGGCCGCGUCUACGAUGACCCCGUGUGCGUGGCGGCGCGGGCGCAGGGCCACAAGGUCGUCAGCGAGCUCUGGGUCGACGACAGCUUGGACCGGGCCGUUCUCGCCGAUGCCGACAGGGUUAUUUAUUGGCCAACGAGAGAUUUGAAGGGAAUACCGGGCAGUGACGAACUCCGGGUCUGUUUGACGGGGUACCAAAGGAAUGACCGUGAAGAUAUAAUGAAAAUGGUCGCUUUGAUGGGCGCACACUUCUCCAAGCCUUUGGUAGGAGGCGUUGUCACUCAUCUCGUUUGCUAUAAAUUUGAAGGUGAGAAGUACGACCUUGCUAAAAAAGUGAAGAUCAAGCUUACUAAUCACCGGUGGUUGGAAGAUUGUUUAAAGUCAUGGGAAAUUCUUCCAGUAGAUGAUUAUAGCAAGAGUAGUUGGGAACUAGAGAUGAUGGAGGCGCAAGUCAAGGAUUCGGACGACGAAGUAGAAGAUGUAGACAGAAAGCCAUUCAACAGCAGAUCUAGUGUUAAGCGCACUCCCAACCCCAAAAAUAGCAUGAGAACUUCUGGCAAUCCUGGCGUCAAUGCACAGAUCUGUCCACCUAUUCCCAAUGAUGAUAAAAAUAUGGCCGUGGAUAGGCAUCUGAACACUCCAAGUCAGAUCAAGAAGGAAGGAAAUAUGAUCAAGAAGACACAUGAUAUCGGAGCUCAACUUCAAGGCACUCCUAACUUUAGUAGGUUAGCAAGUUCCGCUAACACUGAUAGUGCGGCUCCCAUUCAAACUGCAUUUGUUAAGAGUGGCAAUAGAGUGGAAGCUGCAGUAAGAAAUCUGAACAGUCCAAAUCAGGUCCAUGCAGCCGAAUACGAAUAUGUUAACACUUCAGGUCAGAUCAGAAAGGAAGAAAAUAUGGUCAAGAAGACACAUGAUAUCACAGCUCAACUUCAAGCCAGUCCUAACUUCAGUAGGUUAGCAAGUUCCGCUAACACUGAUGGUGCUGCUCCCAUUCAAAUUCCAUUUGGUAACAGUGACAACAGAGAGGAAGCUGCAGUAAGAAAUCUGAACAGUCCAAAUCAGUUACAGGCAGCUGAAUAUGAAUAUGUUAACACUUCAGGUCAGACCAGAAAGGAAGAAAAUAUGAUCAAGAAGACACAUGAUAUCACAGCUCAACUUCAAGCCACUCCUAACUUCAGUAGGUUCGCAAGUUCUGUGGAUACUGAUAGUGGGGCUCCCAUUCAACCUCCAUUUGUUAACAGUGGCAAUAGAGAGGAAGCUGCAGUAAGAAAUCUGAACAAUCCAAAUCAGGUCCAGGUAGCCGAAUACAAAGAUGUUGGAACAGACAUUGCAACUGGUGCACCAGGCGCUCCAAGCUCAAGCGAUAUUGCAACUGGUGCACCAGGCACUCCAAGCUCAAGCACAAUGGCAGUUCCUGCUAACCAUCAUUUUCAUUCCUCAAAUGACACCCUCAUGGCACCAAAGAACACAGCAACUCCUAGAGCUAGGAAAACAGGUGCCAGGAGACCCUGCAGUGCUAGCAUGGAGGUUGAUGGGUCAGUGGUUAAUAAUGGCAAGGCAGUUGUUUCUGAAUCAGAGACUGACAAAAUGAUUCCUUGUCAGCAGGCUGGUACAAUCCCUAAAGAUGGCUCCAGCAUUGCAAGUGCAACGGAAAGAGAAAUAACUUCUCUAAAGAAAUUUCCAGUUGGCACUCCUAGCUCAAGCAGGAUGUCAGUUCCUGCUAACCAUCAUUUCAUCUCCUCAAAUGAGACCCUCACGGUACCAAAGACCAAGGCAACUCCUAGAGCAAGGAACACUGGUGCUAAGAGACCCCACAGUGAUAGCAUGGAGGUUGAUGGAUCAGUGGUUAACAAUGGUAAGGCAGUAGUUUCUGAAUCAGGGACUGAAAAAAUGCUUCCUUGCCAGCUUGCUAGUGCAACAUCUAAAAAGGGCUCCAGUAGUGCAAGUGUAACAGAACGAAAAACAACUUCUUCAAAGAAAGUUCCAUUUGGUGGAGUCAGGAGUGCCCAUGCGAAGAGGCAGGAGAGUGUACACAUUGAAGUAAAUGAUGCACAGGUCGGAUCUGAGUUGGAGUUAAAUAAAGUGAUUUCUCAGGAAAACAUUGAGACAGGUCCUAAGAGGUUUUGUAGCAGUGCACUUGAUGCUGAACAUGAAAGAAAGUCACCCAAGAAAUUGCCUAAUACGAGGGUGAAAAGUACAGUUGCCAAGAAGUCUCGAAAAUCUGACAACAACAUGACCACUGAAUCACCAGCUGAUGAAGCUGAAAAAGUACCUGCAGAGUCACUGUUUGAUGAUUUGUUUCCUUCAGAAAAUGUAGAAGAUUGCCCUAAAAAGCUUUCAAGUACUGCAAGUGUGGAUGGUUGUGAUGCAAUUUCUCUUGAGAACAUGUCGAAAAGUAGAGCUAGGAAAGUGGUUGCCAAGAGGAAAAUAAAAGCCGUGGAAGACAAAUCAGGCAGCAAGCAUAACAAAAUUGGUAGUGCACUUGUAUCUGCAGCUAAAGCAUUCUCAUCAAAGAGAAUGGAGAGCACAAGCAAUAUCGAUGAAGUAACUGCCGACCAGGACUCCCAGAAGGACAAUAAUGAUGCUAUGAGAGAUGUAUCUGUAUCUUCUUGCAAAGACACUCUCACCGUAGAAAAAUUAGAAGGAAUGCACAAGUCUAAGUUGAGAUGUAGUGAAAGAAAUAAAGCUCUUGCUUCAGACCAUGACAAAGAGAACCAACAAGACAAUGGCAAUCUCAGUUCUAAAUCGGAUUGUGGAAAAGGUGGUUUGAACUCCAAAUUUGCUUUGAGAAGUGCAAGAAAUAAAGCUCCUGCUUCAGACCAUGACAAAGAGAACCGGCACGACCCUGGUAAUCUCAGUUCUAAAUCCGAUUGUGAAAAUCGUGGUUUGAAUUCCAAGUUCGAUUUGGAAUCAGCGAAGAAAAACACAGAUAUGCUGGACAAGCAUGGAGGGAGAGAAGGAAAUGGAGCUGGAACCUUCAUCACAUUGGACCCUACAUGCUUUAUUUUAAGUGGACAUCGUUGGCAGAGAAGAGAUUAUAGGUCAAUACUUAGACGCCUGAAGGGAAGAGUUUGCAGGGAUUCACAUCAUUGGUCAUAUCAAGCAACACAUUUUAUUGCUCCGGACCCUCUUAGGAGAACUGAAAAGUUCUUCGCAGCAGCUGCUGCAGGCAGGUGGAUACUCAAGCCUGAUUACUUGACCUCUUGCAAUGAGGCUGGCAAGUUGUUAGAUGAAGGGCCGUUUGAAUGGUCUGGCACUGGCCUCAAUGAGGGUGAAACAAUUAGCUUUGAAGCUCCCAGGAAAUGGCGUGCUAUAAAGCAACAGAUGGGUCAUGGUGCCUUCUACGGAAUGCAGAUAAUUGUGUAUGGACAGCUCAUUGCUCCUUCACUGGAUACUGUGAAGCGUGCGGUGCGUGCAGGCGAUGGCAACAUCUUGGCAACCUCUCCACCAUAUACCCGGUUCUUGAACUCUGGCGUUGACUUCGCUGUUAUCUCAGCGAGCAUGCCCAGUGCAGAUGCAUGGGUUCAGGAAUUCAUCAGUCACAACAUCCCAUGUGUCAGCGCUGACUACCUGGUCGAGUACGUGUGCAAGCCUGGGUACCCCUACAGACACGUUCUCUUCAAGACGAACCGUCUGGCCAACAAGUCCCUUGCCAAACUGCUGAAAAACCAACAAGAGGUGGCCACGGAUGAUCUGGAAGAACUCGAGGAUGAUGAUCCUGCUGAUGACCUGAGCUGCUCAGUUUGCGGGAGCACGGACCGGGGAGAGGUGAUGCUGAUCUGUGGCAGCGAGGACGGCUCGGUUGGCUGCGGCGCUGGCAUGCACAUUGAUUGCUGCGACCCUCCUCUGGAGUGUGUCCCAGAUGACGACUGGCUGUGCCCCAAGUGCGAUGUGUCCAAAGCCAAGAAGAAACCUUCGGCCCCAAGCAAAUCGAGAGGAUCAAAGCGGCGGAGGUGA